CGAUAGAAGCCUUCGGUUUGCACUAAACUUCUAGGAAUUCUAUGGAAAGGCAUUAUAAGCAUUAUAUUAACGAUAUUUGGGUCAAAGUUAUAGAAAAAUAACUUUUACUUUAAUUUGUAAGGAAAAUAAUAAUUGUCUGGAUUUCUGGUUCGACUACUUUUUGCCGUUACAUCGAUGCAACAAAAUUUGUGUCUCAUAUUCUCCUAUCGUAUCGUUUGAAUCGUAAAACAAGAGCUUAAUUCACAGAUAAAGCACUUAUUGCUUCUCCAGAUUUGGUCAUCGAAACUGUUCAUCACUUUCUUGGAAGAGAGGGAAAACAGUGUUUCAUUUAUUUUGUGAAACUUUUUUUGUGCGAAAAACUUUUCGAUAAUAAUUUUUUUUUCUGAUUCAUCGGCUAUUGUUGGCAAUCAAUUGUUAAAUACAAUGAAUGCGUUAAUAAUUUUAACCUUUUUAUUGAGUGUUCUGUCGGUGGCGUUAAGUCAGCGGUUUCUAUACGGCAGGGAAUCUCCUUAUCUGAACGGCCAGUUAUAUCGCACCCAAAUGUAUAAACCGCUUAAAGCCGUGGCUGUAGUCAGCGGUAAGACUGUGAACGGUGUCAUCAAUUUUGAGCAAAUCGGCUACGAUAGGGUGCGAGUGACAGGAAAACUGGUGGGUUUGGCGAAAGGGCCGCACGGUUUUCACGUCCACCAGUUCGGCGAUCUGACCAACUCGUGCGUCAGUGCCGGCGGACACUUCAACCCACACAACAGAGAACACGGAUCGCCCGACGACUUCAACCGACAUGUGGGAGAUUUGGGUAAUAUCUUCGCCGACGACAGCGGAGAGGCUGUGAUCGACAUUCAGGACUAUUACCUGACGCUCAACAGCGGCCCCAACUCUAUCGUUGGUCGCGCUGUUGUGGUUCACGAGAAUGUGGACGAUUUGGGUCGUGGAGGUCACGAACAAAGCAAGACAACAGGCAAUGCUGGCGGUCGACUGGCCUGUGGUAUAAUUGGAUGGGCUAGUGAUAAGCCUAAAUAACGAUUGGGCUAAACCUAAAAUUACCUUUUUCACAUAAGUACCCAAAUGCAAUAUAUUAUAUGAAGUGUUUUGUUUGUUCGAAAUCUAUAUUUAUAAUCGAAAAUAACAUUAAUUUGUCUGUAAAUCCAAAUCCUAACCUCAAAGAGGAAUAUAAGGUAAAUAUGAUAUACCCGUAAACAUACCGUAAUUAUCACAUUCCGUAUAUAACAAUACAUUUCAUAUAAAAAA
Medioppia subpectinata is the source of this 1248-nucleotide messenger RNA. NCBI's taxonomy places the organism in Eukaryota, Metazoa, Arthropoda, Arachnida, Sarcoptiformes, Oppiidae. The record is from the annotation of a GenBank genome assembly.